AUGGAAGGUGAGCCUUCAAAGAGACCUAGUCACACCAAGUCAUCCGCCCACCAUCGUAGGCCUCCAUCCCCGUCCCCAUCACCACCACCUAACCCAGCUCAUGGUGGUGUAGUGUGUCUUGGUCCAAUUCAAGAGGCCAAACUGGAAGCAUUCCUCCAGCAUAAUCACACUAUACAAAAAUUCGCGCACGUGCCAUCCCUCCGUGAGUUGCACAUUUAUAAGCAAGUCCACACCAGCUACAAAGUUCCAACAACUGAGUUUCUGUCCUCGGUCUAUUUGGACCAUGGGGUCCUCAACUUCCGCCUCAUUCACCAUGACUACGCCAUUUCCUUGGAUCAAAUCAACGCUAUAGUUGGGGCCCUAACUGAAAACACAUCUGGCCCCAAUGACCCAAUUGAAGACUAUAGCGAUCUGUUCUGGUGGACCCACCUCACCCAUCUGCAUCCAUAUGUCUCCAGCGCGGAUAAAGCCUCAUCACUCAUCCAUCCCAUGAUGAAGGUGGCCCACCGAAUCAUUACUUCACUCGUCAUCCCUAGAGAGGAGCGAAGCACCAUUAGCGUGCUGGAGCUAAAAAUCCUCUACGCAAUGGCCAACUCAGAAAAACAAAUUGUACCUCAUUAUGGCCAAUUUCUGUGCAACAAACUCCUCCGCCUGAGCACAUCCCGAUCGGGAAAAAUUUAUUGUGGGGGUAUAGUCAGCAUGCUCGCCAAGAGCGCCCCGGUCCGAGCCCCAUAUCCCGCUGACCACCAGCCACUGCAGGGUGAGCCUUAUCUUACCACAGUUGUUCUUGAGUCCACGCGACUAUUCCAUUCGGCAGCGGAUGGCACCCACCACUGGAUCAUGGGCCAAAAUCAUGACCCGAAGCUCCUCAUUACACCAUAA
Messenger RNA from Lactuca saligna, 882 nucleotides. Lineage: Eukaryota; Viridiplantae; Streptophyta; Magnoliopsida; Asterales; Asteraceae. The record is from the annotation of a GenBank genome assembly.